Molecule: messenger RNA, 1206 nt
Organism: Chiloscyllium plagiosum (whitespotted bambooshark)
Lineage: Eukaryota; Metazoa; Chordata; Chondrichthyes; Orectolobiformes; Hemiscylliidae
Source: RefSeq, a predicted model, not a curated record
ACAGGGUGCAGUGGGCCGGCUCUCUGCCCCGCACUGACUCUGCGCACUGCGGGUUGACGCAUCUGCUCAGUGUGUCUCGGUGCAGGCAGUGGCUGGUGCUGUGCUCGCUUCUCGGUUCAAAGGAGUUCCUGGGCGACGCCAUCGAAUGAAAAUUCCACAAGAGGCUGAUUACAAAAUGAAUGCGGCGGACACAGAAGGUGUUUCUAGGCUGACUGCACACUCUGUGGGCACAGACUAUGAAAAUCAAGAGGAGCUGGAGGAGAAGACGCGGCUAAUAAACCAGGUUCUGGAGCUGCAGCACACACUCGAAGAUCUGUCAGCCAGAGUGGAUGCUGUGAAAGAGGAGAACCUGAAACUCAAAUCAGAGAAUCAAGUACUUGGCCAAUACAUUGAAAACCUCAUGUCAGCCUCCAGCGUCUUUCAAACCACAGACUCGAAGAACAAGAGAAAGUAAGGAGCUCAUGCCACUGAUACCAGUCAGCUUUAUAUCUCGACAGGUGUAGUGGGUUAACCUGCAUGUUGUGUUUAUCGUGUAAAAACUCAAUUUGACCCUUUCACUUCAAGAUCCAGGGCUUUUAGAAUUUAGUUCCUAAUUUACAAACAUAAUCAAAGGUUUAAACAAGAGGAUACGGCCUAAUAAUUGUGAGUUGAUCAGAAUGACUUACAAAACCCUUUCAAAACAUUAGCAAUUGUAAGUAAAAUUUAUAAACUCAAAACACAUAACAUUUUUUCAAAUGUUCUGAAUUAAAAAUUAUUUGCUUUCAAUUGAAGUCUUUAACUAAAAGCAUUUGCACAGUUCACAACGUCUAGUGGCCCAUCAGUGUUUGGCAUGGUAUGUUUUAUGGCCCACACACACAGCACAUACCAGUUCCCGAUAGUCUGAAAUUGUUCCUGGUUUCAAUGUCAAAAAAAGUGAAAGGGUUAAAUAUCCAGAUUAUUACAUUCAUUCAAUCCAUUCACCACAAAUGACAAAUUAGUUUCAAUAAAAAGUGUCCUUUUUAUUUUCCAGACCAACCAAAAGCUCCAAGAAGACAGACAAAUAAUAAUAACAAUAAUAAUGGUAAAGGGUACUGAGAGUCAAGACUGUCCAGUAUUAGGAUUGUAACCCUGUUAGAACCCGUAGUUUAUUGUCUCAAGUCAACUUGCAAACCUUUUUUGUAUUUAGUCUAUUUAAUUAUGGAAUAAUAAACCCUAAUGCUGAUAUUA